AUUUUGUAAACCGGACGUUUCCACACACUGCAGUAAAUUAGCGCCGACUUUCACAGCGUCUCAAAGUAUUUACCAUAAAGUCGGCUAUAAGGGCGCACUGGAAAUGUUGGAGCGGCUGGCUUGACCGCAGUGAAAACCGAAAGUAAGUGACAGAAGUUCAGUGUCAGCAGGAUUUCGCGCAGUGAGGAUGGUAUCUACCGGCCGCGGUUUAAGAGACUUGGCGAACAUGUUUUAAGUCUCCACAGCGUCCUCAGAUGGAUCUGGUCCCCCUUUUAUUCUCUGUGUGUGCUAUGGUGAUCUCCCUGCUCGGAGCUGCGCUCUGCUCCGACAGUCACAAUUGUACAUGUCCAGGAAUCCCUGAAAAGCCUCUAACUGAAGUUCCAGUGAGGACCUGCUUCAAAAUCAAUGAAACUUUUCGGUACAGAUGCAUAGAAGGUUACGUGAGGAAGGUGGGAACUUCAAAUCUAAUCAGAUGCAAGCAAGUGAAUAAUGAAUCGCAGCAAUGGUCCCCGCCCACCCCCACCCUCGUGUGUAUACCGGACCCAAACAGACCCCCACGACAACAAUCAACCCCAAAAUCAGAGAGACACACUGACAUUCCCCGUGACUCCACCAUUACCAUCACAGUCACAGCAGCUUCCUCCAGCCUACAGAAGAGCCAGAGUAUAAGCCCCUCAGCUUCAGUGACCACAGGAACAUACAUGGCAGAGCCAACCUCACCUGGUCUGUCAGAUCACUCACAGGCAGCAGCUUCCUCCAGCCUACAGAAGAGCCAGAGUAUAAGCCCCUCAGCUUCAGUGACCACAGGAACAUACAUGGCAGAGCCAACCUCACCUGGUCUGUCAGAUCACUCACAGGCACAAGAAGAUGAUGUGACGGUGACCAACGUGAAGCACUGGAUACCUUCAUCCACCACUCAGACUUCACCCAACAGGACGGAGAAUCCUGAUGUGUCCCAUCGAACUGACACCAGACCCGUUAACACGACAACAGUGGUGAUCGGCUGUGCUUCAUUGGUCAUCGUCUGCGCUGUCUUCGGAAUGAGCUUCUUUUUUUAUAAAAGGAGAUCAAUAAACAACAUCCCAACAGAGAUAGAAGCAGAAGAACAGUUGCCCAUGAAUAAUGUUUCACCUGAAUCACCGUCGUAGAGUUUGCUCCCUGCAUCUGACAUGGCAUUACUGGAGCUCAUUGGACCAUCCAGUGACAUUUGUUUUUUGCACAUCCCCGAGGAGUUAAAACUCCUUCAACUUUUUUUCUGAGCUGAUCUCAACCUAAUAUGAACUGCACAUUUUAAGCAGCUUUAAUUUUAAAGACACUGUGACCAUCUGUAUGCUUGAUAUUUAUGUUUCUUAUUUUUAAUCUCAUGAAAAUAUCAAAACCGAUAAUAUUCUGUUUAGCUAGAACCAUAUGUAGCUUAUUACUUUGUGCUAUACAAAUCCUAACUGCAGUAACUACAUUUUUUGUCAAAAUUGAGUUAUAACUAAAAAUGAACUCCUU
Centropristis striata (black sea bass) is the source of this 1497-nucleotide messenger RNA. RefSeq names its product interleukin 15 receptor subunit alpha (gene il15ra). NCBI's taxonomy places the organism in Eukaryota, Metazoa, Chordata, Actinopteri, Perciformes, Serranidae. The record is from RefSeq and is a predicted model, not a curated record. Gene Ontology annotation, cellular component: plasma membrane. The transcript has 9 exons. Gene Ontology annotation, molecular function: interleukin-15 receptor activity. The coding region runs from base 255 to 1148 and encodes 297 amino acids. Gene Ontology annotation, biological process: interleukin-15-mediated signaling pathway.